CAGAAAGAUCAACGGAGCCACUAUAAUAAAAAAGUUCAACUUUUUCACUUCUCUCACCCUUCCCGUAUUUUGAAGUUGUUUCUCCUCCAUUUUCUCUCCAUCAAUCUCAAUCCCUAAUCACACCUUGCCUUCACUCAGAGAUGUCGGAAGCACCAUUUAGACCACGUGAAAAGCUUUUCGAGCAGCAAAAAUAUUACCAGAGUGUUCACAAGUACACACACUUGAAAGGACCAUAUGAUAAGAUUACAUCUGUUGCAAUACCGCUUUUUCUGGCAGGAACUUCAAUUUUCAUGAUUGGACGAGGGAUCUAUAAUAUGUCACAUGGAAUUGGGAAGAAAGCAUGACUUUGCAAAUUAUGAUUGAGGAAGUGGGGUGUUUUGCCGCACAAACUUUAAAGAAUUUUUUGGUCAAAAUGGACCAGUGAUUUUCUUUGCAUUCAUGAUUGUUCUCUUAAUAAAUUGCUUAGUUGCAUACUCUGAUCACUAUUAAAGGUUUAUAACUCAAAUGAAAAUGUUUCUCUUUGUUUGAUAUAAUCAAUUGAUUAUUCAGAUUACAA
This is a messenger RNA of Arachis duranensis, 556 nucleotides long. RefSeq lists its product as uncharacterized. Lineage: Eukaryota; Viridiplantae; Streptophyta; Magnoliopsida; Fabales; Fabaceae. The record is from RefSeq and is a predicted model, not a curated record. Bases 141 to 344 code for a protein of 67 amino acids. The transcript is spliced from 3 exons.